Molecule: messenger RNA, 1396 nt
Organism: Myripristis murdjan (pinecone soldierfish)
Lineage: Eukaryota; Metazoa; Chordata; Actinopteri; Holocentriformes; Holocentridae
Gene: h1-0
Product: H1.0 linker histone
Exons: 1
Coding region: 251-829 (192 amino acids)
Biological process (GO): negative regulation of DNA recombination; nucleosome assembly; chromosome condensation
Cellular component (GO): nucleosome; nucleus
Molecular function (GO): nucleosomal DNA binding; structural constituent of chromatin; double-stranded DNA binding
Source: RefSeq, a predicted model, not a curated record
GUGGAAUAAGACACACUCCUAUGAUCCUGCCUCCUGACGCGUCAGUGCGUAUGGCAAAUUAAAAACGUCUCGUUUUAUUUCAAACCUGCGAGUUUGUCCUUGUUUACAAACUCCGACUUUCUCGGGGAAAGCCUCUUAUUUCUGGACAUUUAUAUAUCUCGCCGCUUGCGACGCUCUGCCUUACCAAUCCAGCCCCGGAUAACUGCACCUGUAACAGUUUCUUGUGAAAUAACUCUUAAGGAAAGUCAUUAUGGCUGAAACGGGGGCGGCACCAGCCAAAACUAAAAAGGCUACCAAGAGCAAGAAAGCUGCCUCUCAUCCCAAAUACUCCGAAAUGAUCAAGGCAGCCAUCAACGACGACAAGACCAGAGGGGGAGCGUCCCGUCAAAGUAUCCAGAAGUACAUCAGCAGUCACUACAAUGUGGGCAAUAACUGCAAUUUGCAGACCAAGCUGGCACUGAAGAGGCUGGUGGCAUCGGGCAUCGUGCGCCACACCAAAGGCAUCGGUGCGUCCGGAUCCUUCAAACUGAGCAAACCCAGCGAGGCACCGAAGGCAAAGCCAGCUGCCAAGCCAAAGAAGGCAGCAAAAGCCCCGAAACCCAAGAAGGUGGCCAAACCCAGGAAGGUCACCAAGACGCCAACAAAAACCAAGAAGGCAAAACCUACAGCGAAGAAAGUGAAAAAGGUCACGAAAAAGGCGCCUGCACCGAAGCCCAAAAAGUCACCAGCGAAGAAACCCAAGGCAACGAAGCCCAAGACAAAGAAGGCAAAAACGGCCGCAAAGCCCAAGCCCAAGGCGUCCAAAAAGGCAGCAGCCAAAAAGAAGUAAAGGACAAUACCCGAGAGACUUGAUCACAGAAAGUCGCUGUAAAUACUUUGAGGAAAUGUUUUCUUAUAUGUAUUAUUUUUGUAUGGUCUCAUGCGAACUUAUCCUGAUGUUUUUACCAGCUGUGUAUCCUUCUUUGCACUAUAGCAAAAUGACGCUGUAGAAAUUUAAGUUACGUAAUUGUGAGCAUUUUUAUUUGACAUUAAAAUACUGUAACUGUUAAUUCAUCUCUGACCAUCGGAUUUCUAUAGCCUAUAGUCUUACAUUAAGGAAAAUAAUGUUUGUGACUCGAAUCUGGACCUUAUUGAACCAACUAAUAGUCAUUGUGCACGAGGUCGCACUGAAAACAAAUGUUUCAGUAGUGAGCUUUGUUGAGUCUUGACAAUGUACAUAGGCAGUGGACGUCAGCAAGAUUUUCCACAAGGCUAAAUAAUUGUCAGCUUAGGCUACAUUUUGUAGAAUUUCUCAUGUUAACACCGAUCUGUGCUAUUAAAAAUAUCCACAUCCAACUGUGCUGAAUCACUUUUAAAGACUGUUUAUACUGCAAUUCAAUAAACCUGUCAUCUUCUA